CCAACAAAAACAAAACUUGGUCGUGAAAUAAUUAAACUCAUACUAUAGCUAUAUAUAUGAUGGCUCACAUCAGGCUCUCUCCUUUAGCUCUCUUCUUCCUUUCCAUUUCCUUGGCGACGGUGGCGAUGACGAAGAGGGCACGUGGCGCAGACUGCAGCGGAGUUUGUUCACCGUUCGAGUCACCGCCGUGCGGGAGCACCGAUUGCCGGUGCAUCCCAUGGGGGCUGUUUGUAGGGCAGUGUGUAUACCCAUCUGGAGUUGAUGAGAGGCAGAGGAGGAUGGCGGAGGAGCACCCGAACCUGUGCCAGUCAGAUGAGGAGUGCAUGAAGAAAGGGAGCGGCGACUUGUGUGCCCGUUACCCUAACCCCGACAUCGAAUAUGGAUGGUGCAUUAACUCUGUUGCUUCGGCGGCCUCUAAUGUCCCCCUAAAUGCCGCACCCUUCUUGAAGAUGCCAGCUGCGUCUGUGUAAUAAUAAACGUUCAUAUGGCCGGACCUUCAUUACUCAUGUGGGAUAUGGCCCAGCAUGCAUGCAUGCAGUGUACUCUAAAUAAAUUAAUCGAAUAAAUGCUUUAAUUUGUGUGUGUGUGUGUAUGAAAAUCUCUAAGAUUUUCUCAAAUUAAAGGACCUAGUGUCCU
Cuscuta campestris is the source of this 636-nucleotide messenger RNA. NCBI's taxonomy places the organism in Eukaryota, Viridiplantae, Streptophyta, Magnoliopsida, Solanales, Convolvulaceae. The record is from the annotation of a GenBank genome assembly.